Messenger RNA from Hevea brasiliensis (rubber tree), 1344 nucleotides. RefSeq names its product phytolongin Phyl2.2. Lineage: Eukaryota; Viridiplantae; Streptophyta; Magnoliopsida; Malpighiales; Euphorbiaceae. The transcript has a single exon. Bases 360 to 1178 code for a protein of 272 amino acids. The record is from RefSeq and is a predicted model, not a curated record. Gene Ontology annotation, cellular component: membrane.
AUUCGUAAUUAAAAGUUAAAUAAGGGUUAACUUUACAGAGGCAGCCGUUAUUCAGUUUUCUUCUCUCUCCCAAGGAAUGCUGGCUCCGUUCCUCUCUUCCAUUUCCAAACCCUAAAGAGAGAGAGAAAAUUGCAGAACUUCGAGAGAGAGAAACCAAUAAAAAUUGAAUAUCACUUCAAAUAUUUGAGAGAAAAAUCAAUUAAUAAAUAAGAAAAGAGAGAAAAUUUCUCAUAUUUGCAAUGCAAAAUUGCUCCUUUUCCAAUUCAACUCUCAUUUUCUCUCCGAAUUUUAGCUUUUCCUUGAUUUCUACAUAAAGGAAAAGGAGAAGAAAAGGAAGAGAAAGCAAAAGAACCCAUCAGAUGAUUUCGAAUCCAGAUCUCAUCUUCUAUGCUUGCAUUGCAAGAGGAACCACGAUCCUUACGGAGUAUUUGUCCUCCAAGGAGCCGGGAAUCGAAGCCAUAGCCAAACAAUGCAUAGAGAAAACCCCUCCUCACCACUCUACCUUCUCUCAUACCAUUCGCAAUAAGACCUACACCUUCUCAAUCCAUGACCCUUUUGCCUAUUUCGUCAUUUUCGAUGAAGAGCUCCAGAAAUCUGAGUCUCUCUGGUUCUUAGACCGUGUAAAGAUCGCUUUCGAGGAGUUAAUUUCGUCCCAUCCCAUCAAAGAUUUUGAUAAUCUCGCUUUCCUUGGUUUUCAGGAUCAAUUCUAUCCUAUUUUUCGCGAUAUACUUUUGUUGGAUGUAGACCUGGUGGAUUCCUCAUUGGAGGUACCAAAGGAUAUUAGGAAUCCAAGUUUGGAUUCGAAAAUGGGGAAGACGGUAAUGAGACCCUUGCUUUGGAAGCCGACUAAAAUGAUGAUGAAGAAGAAGAAGAGACCAUUAGGUUGUGCUGGGGUUGGUGUUGCUAGUGAUGGAGGAGUGGAGGCAAAUGGGUUUAAGGCGAUGGAUAGUACGGUGAAUCAUAUGUGUGAUAAUGGAAAUGUUAUCGUGAACAGGGAGUUUUCAGUUUCGAUGACCCACAAGAGUGGUGGGUAUCAUUUGGGUGAUAACAAGCACAAGGCCAAGCAGAUUUGGAAGAAGCACGUUUUGGUGAUUUUGGCAUUGGAUUUGGUUAUUUGUGCUGUUUUGUUUGGGAUUUGGGUGUUGAUUUGCAGGGGUUUUAAAUGCAUUGAUGGUUGAACUGGAAUAUUUUGAUAUGUUAGUAAUAAUGUGGAUGUUUUACUUGUAAAUUGAUCUAUUUUGUGUAUCAGAUAUUAGAAAACAUGGUUUUUGGAGAGGAAUGUAAAUGGGUUGUAAGAAAAAUUAUUGUUCAUUGAUUAUAGAGUUCUGUUUUGCUUUUAUAAUA